AUGCAGCAAACUGCAACUUUUUCAGUGAUGGAUGUUGGGUUUUUGAUUCAUCCUACCCACUCUACGAUUCAUCUGCAUGUCCCUUCAUACAGCGUGAGUUUGACUGCCAGAGAAAUGGCCGGCCGGACCAGAAGUACCUCAGUUACCGGUGGCAACCUCAGGGCUGCCGGUUGGCAAGUGCCCGGGAUAAAGUAUAAUCGAACCAGAGUUGGCUCCAUUUCCACCGUCACAUUUUUGGACUUUGGAGUAAAAGUGAAGUACGAUUUGAAUCCAUUUCUGGUGGAUUUAAUAGCCACAGAGAAUGGUACGUUGUUGAUACUAGACUCAGUGGCUGAGAAAGCAAAUCUAUGGAGACAGAAUGAAGUGCUCCUCUUCAACACCUACCAAUGGUGGUAUUACAGGGGAACCAAACAACCGUGGCAAUUUGUUAAAGUGGGAGACAAGAUAUUGAAAGACAUCGACCGAAAUAUUGCCCUCAAGAGGGCACUUGGUACAUGGGGUCAGUGGGUAGACAGCGACAUGGAUCCUGCUAAGACCAGGCUGUUCUUUCAACUGGUUUCUCCAUCACAUUACGAUGGCAGGGAUUGGAACCAACCCGAAGCGAGGAACUGUGCAGACCAAACGGAGCCAGUGCUAGGCUCUGUAUAUCCAGGAAGGUUGCCGCCAGCUUUAGGGUUGCAGAAGGAGGCAUUGAGCUUAAUCAAGAAGCCCGUGACAUUGUUGGAUAUAACACAUCUUUCGCAGUUUCGCAAAGAUGGGCAUCCUUCCAUUUAUGGGCAGGAUGGAAGGAGUGGAAUGGAUUGCUUGCAUUGGUGCGUAGGGGGUGUUCCUGAUAUUUGGAAUGAAAUCUUGUACAAUCUUCUGUUCAUCCCAUGA
Coffea eugenioides is the source of this 876-nucleotide messenger RNA. Its product is annotated as protein trichome birefringence-like 41. Gene Ontology annotation, cellular component: Golgi apparatus. The record is from RefSeq and is a predicted model, not a curated record. NCBI's taxonomy places the organism in Eukaryota, Viridiplantae, Streptophyta, Magnoliopsida, Gentianales, Rubiaceae. The transcript is spliced from 5 exons. Bases 1 to 876 code for a protein of 291 amino acids. Gene Ontology annotation, molecular function: O-acetyltransferase activity.